AUGUGGAUGGUCGAACCGCUCAUGCUUCUCGUCGGAGUCUGCCUCGUCACCAGUGUGGCCGCAGACGCCGGAGAUGACUUCUCCAAUAACUUGUUCUCCGACCUGGCCCCCCUACUUGCCCUCUUCGGAGAAAGGGUCACCACGCAGUUCAUGAGCCAGUCCACGGGCUGGGCCGACAAUGUUAUCCUGGCUAUGGCCCCGCUGGGCGUGCUUACCGCCAUUGUCGGCGCAAUCCGCGUCGGCGGUCCGUCGUGGCUCAAGGCUAUCAUCGGAAGGGCAAGGGAAAGCCGCGCUAUCGCCGAGUCCGAGCUGAUGUCCUCCACUUCGAAGGAGUUUGGCGUACUUGCUUACUCCGGGAUCGCCGCCAAGUAUCUUACGUUCGACUUGGUCAAGGAUGGGAGCCCUGUCGCCGACUAUGCCUUUCCUUGCACUGCAGCCGGCACGGUGCUCUUGGUGCUCGGUAUGCUCAUCUGUGCUCACGUUGUCGAGAGCAGCACGUCGGAAACGAGGUAUCGUCCACCGGCCGGGAAGAGCGCUCGAGUCGUCUGGCUACAGAGGUCUGGAACCGUCAACGACCAGGUUUUUGAGUCCUUUGCAAUUUUUCCAGACCAGGCACAAGCCCUGGUUACCACGUCUCGGCGGCGAGUAGCAAGGCUAAUGGUGCAAGACCUGUGGCCGGGUACCUGCUUCGGGAGGCCACAAGAGAGCUCGAAGGGGCGAAAACAGUUCGAAGAGACUGAAGAGACGGAAUCGAAUCAAAUCAAGAAGUCUGUGUCGGGGCAACCCAAAGACACUAUAUUGGAGCGCUUGUUGGAAACUGAGUUCGAAGAAGUCAAAGCUGUCGCUGGCACUAUCAUCAGCAUCUGCGGCUUCAUCGUACAGUUCGUCGGUUUACGCGGCAUGCACUGGUCAGUUUCAAUCGCCCAACUUGGUGCUACCGUCGUCAUGACCAUUCUUAGAGCAUGGGUCCGUCGAAAUCUCGCCAAAAAUCCAGGGUCACAACCGCUUCUUUCGGGCUACGAGAUAGAUUGGCUGGCGAUGACCCUUGGCGGAGACUGUCGCAAGGCCCCUUGGAUGUAUUCCGAUAUAACUGAGAGGAACUGGGACAAAUACGACCGACCAUGGGCGUACGACAAUGGUUGGGAUUGGAGGGUUGCCGCGAUUGCAGAUCCUACAAAAGUAAAGGAAUUUGAGGAACUGAAGCCGCCCCUGGAUGCCGCUGGUGCAGGUACUGAAAAAUUGAGCAAAUCGCCGCAGGCAAGCGACAACGGGAAUGAUGGGACGGCUCAGACGCUAGGCCCGGCACUGAAAGAUGAAGCUUCCAGUUCCCGCUCAAACGCCCACAAGGUUAUGAUGAUGCGAAGAUCUCUGAGCAAGGUCGCGGAUUGGCACGGACCUGCGUCCGCCGAAGCGAUUUCACUUGCAAGGGCAAUUGAAAUUGCAAUGGAAGGCCUACUUCCUACUCUCACCGGGAGCUUCACCUGGUCUCUCGAAGUCUCCGACGAACCGAUCUAUUUCCGGCUAGAACGAGGACAGGCUGGGGCCUGGAAAGCAUACUCGGACGAGAUCGACGCAGCCCUGUCAUUAUGGCUUUAUUCAGUCGAUAACAAGGAGCAAGGCAAUGGCAAGCAACCGCAGGAGGACGACGGAAAAACCACUGGAAAGCAAGAGGAGGGCAAAAACACGAUUCCUGCAGGGCACAAAGAUGCGGCAGCCGAUGACGAUGCAUGGUUACGAGCCACAGGGACGCAGGCGAAACGUAGCCUGCGUCUUCUUGGCCGGACCACGACCCUGCAUCAAGACCUCCAGUGGUGGAUGCCUGAUGGUGCUGUCAGAGUCAUCAAGGUGGAGCAGCAGGAAUCGGCAAACAUUUCAAGCACGAUUGCAGUGCAGGCCCAUCGAAUUGUCGGAUAUGCAUCCGACUUGAUGUUUCGCGCAGAUCUAUCCUUUGCCGGCGAUGUUGAUGAACUGAGCACGCAUUCGAUCUUGGCGGCCGAAUCAUACGUGCCAUUGAAGACACUCUUCGCCCAGCACAUGUUCUCCGCGUUCAUGUGGGCUGCUGCAAAGACGAUGAAGGAGCGAUUUCCCGGCAGAGCGGACAUACGUCCUACAGAGGCAGACAGCGCGAGUGGCCGUGUAUGGUGGCAAUCAUUUGCAUUGCAUAAUCCCCGACUCUCCAAAAUGGUCGAGGAUAUCCAAAGCACUGGACUUGGGAGCUUGGAAGAUAUCUAUCUGAGCGUCAUCCCACCGCUGAGCACAGAGAAAAGGCUCCCACGUGCCGACGCCAUCGUUGAACGGACUCAAGAACAUGCCAAGCCGCAAGAGCGGCUGGGGCAUUGGAAGGAGGCCGCCGGGGCGUACCUGUGGCUUUUUCGAACCGCAAAAGUAUUGAGACAGGAUGACAUCACCACUAAAGCUACUGCCCUUUUGAUGGAGUGCUUGAGAGCAGUCAUCGAUGCUACCAAGCUAAGGAAAGCCCAACAAUUUGAAGAAAGAGACAUCGACGAGCUGGAGAAGCUGCAAUCGGAACUUCACGACGAGCUGCGGAAUGGUGAUGUUGAUGACACCUUGGAGUGCCUGAUGGGCCUGUACAAAGUACAGGGUCGUUCUUGGGAGUCCUCCCUUGUCACAAAUCCCAAGCACUUCGAAGGUGAAGAGGCAACGGUCAAGUUCAGGCGUUCACAUUGGAUGGCCCACCGCAAUGACUCCUGGGACAUCAAACAAUGGCUCGAGGACAAGGAGGACACGUCAAACAACGGUAGCGACCGGAUACCGGGGAUCGAUCCAAAAGACCGAGGGGCCCAGACACCGCUUCAUUUGGCCGCCAGAAGGGGCAAUAAGGAGGUCGUUUCGUUGCUGCUCGAUGAGGGCGCCGAGAUAGAGGCGAAGGACGGGGUUGAGAAGACGCCGCUACACUGGGCCGCCGAGGGGGGCAAGAAGGAGGUCGUUUCGUUGCUGCUCCACAGGCGCGCCGACAUAGAGGCGAAGGCCGGGAAUGGGAACACGCCGACAUAG
Messenger RNA from Parathielavia appendiculata, 3015 nucleotides. RefSeq lists its product as uncharacterized. Bases 1 to 3015 code for a protein of 1004 amino acids. The record is from RefSeq and is a predicted model, not a curated record. The transcript has 5 exons. Gene Ontology annotation, cellular component: nucleus. Gene Ontology annotation, molecular function: protein binding; transcription cis-regulatory region binding. Gene Ontology annotation, biological process: positive regulation of transcription by RNA polymerase II. NCBI's taxonomy places the organism in Eukaryota, Fungi, Ascomycota, Sordariomycetes, Sordariales, Chaetomiaceae.